Molecule: messenger RNA, 1386 nt
Organism: Didymosphaeria variabile
Lineage: Eukaryota; Fungi; Ascomycota; Dothideomycetes; Pleosporales; Didymosphaeriaceae
Exons: 2
Coding region: 1-1386 (461 amino acids)
Source: RefSeq, a predicted model, not a curated record
AUGGAGCCCUACAGCUUCGCUAAUCCACCCCACGCUAGCUCACCCAACAGGUUAUCCUACCGGAUGCUCCAAAACUUGAAGGAUAUCACGAGGUCAGCCGUCCCCGUUCGCGUAGGUGGUACUACGGCCAACCACGGCAUCUGGGUACCUGACCAAGAACAAGCCAUCAUUCAGAACUUCGCUGUUGUAGGUGCGGAUCAGCCAGCAAAUUCUACCUGGGGUCCGGCAUACCUCGAGUCCUUCAAGAUUUUGCCCAAAGGUACCCAAUACACGGUUGGCGUGACGUUUGACAGCGGGAGUGUUGGGGCGAAGAAGACGGUCGAUGAGGCAAAGGUCUUCUACAAUGGCCUUGGGAAAGACAUUUUCGCUUUUGAGGUGGGGAACGAGUUUGACGCGUUUCCUGUGGACCGCAACACGAGUACUUGGUCGAUUGGUGAAUACGUCCCAGAAUGGUUGGAGCGCACUGGCUUCGUGGCAAAGGCAGUGUUCAGAAAUGCUCUGGCGAAGCGGUUUCAAGCCGGAGUAUUCGUUGUCCCGGGCACAGUUACCAAUGAUACCUCUUGGACGACCAAAGCAGCUAUCGACCUGGGAAUAGCUUCAACUGGUGUGGCGAGGACCUUCUGCACGCAUUAUUACGCCGGCGCUGCAUGUGGACCACUCAAGCCCACUCUCGCAGGGGCCUUGAUGAAUCGCACGAACCUAGUGCAAUCCAUGGGGUACCAAGCUACGUCUUCCUCAUAUUCGGUUUCCAAGGGUUUAACUUAUAUCAUCGGCGAAACGAAUUCCAUUGCCUGUCAAGGCCUCGCUGGCGUCUCUGAUGUAUUCGGUGCGGCGCUUUGGAGUGUUGACUACGCAUUGUACGCAGCUUCACUCAAUGUAUCCAACGUUUACUGGCACAUGGGCACUGGUUAUCGUUAUGCAGCCUGGCAGGCUACGCAGAAUGGCACUACAACACCUGGACCGCGGCCCCUGUACUACGGGAACCUGUUCGUCGCCACAGCUCUCGGAGAAGGCAAUACCCAGGUGGUACCUAUCGUCAAUUCGACGUCUCUCGCUGGUUACGCCGUUUACUCGAACACUCCCCGGGACUCGUCACUUCGAAGCAUUGUUCUGGUCAACAUGAACGUCUUCAACUCUACCAGCACUCCAGCAGCCUCGCGACCGAGCGCAGGAUUUGCGCUACCCUCGCACCUUCGCAAUAAACACUCAAAGGUUUCAGUGCAACGUUUGACUGCAUCAGGCGCAGAAGUUCGUGAGGGAAUAUCGUUUGCCGGUCAGACAGUUGCACUCGAUGGUAACAUCACCGGAAAUCGCAAGAAAGAGAUGCUGAUAGGCAACACUGUUAAGGUUCACGCAAGCGAAGCUGUGUUGCUCCAAAUAGAAUAG